Salarias fasciatus (jewelled blenny) is the source of this 2055-nucleotide messenger RNA. RefSeq lists its product as uncharacterized. The transcript is spliced from 5 exons. The coding region runs from base 131 to 1165 and encodes 344 amino acids. Lineage: Eukaryota; Metazoa; Chordata; Actinopteri; Blenniiformes; Blenniidae. The record is from RefSeq and is a predicted model, not a curated record.
CGGGCCGAGAGAAUCCGUGUGUUGUGAAUAGUCGAAGCUGUGUGUAUUGUCCCUCUGUGCUCGCCGUACUUUCAGAUAUCUCCCACAGCAGGAUUGAAGGUUCACUCUUCUUUAACUGAUCGUGUUGAUCAUGGGGAACGUGCACAGCUGCGUCGUAGCGUCGCUCUCUUUAUUUUCCGUGUACUUAUUUUACGUUCACGUUUACCGCGCGCACAGGGUGUUGAAGUCCAGCGUCCUCCACAGCGACGGCCUGCCGAGCUCUGCGUACCUCUGCGUCAAAUACGUGCUCAGAGCGAGCACGCGCACGCCGGGACGUCUGUACGCAGACGCAGAGAAGCGUCACGUGGUUUUCACGUUACUGAAUUGCAGGCUGCAGACUCCCGUGCUGAGGCGCUUCUGCAGCCUUGCAGGUUAUGGCUGGGACUAUCCAGACUCGGAGUACAGAGACGUCCCGCUGUGCUUCCCAGAGUUCCUGUGCAGCAGACUGACACUCAUCCUGCUCACUGACGGAAACUUCAGGCUCAGCCCAGCUGGCCUCGUCCGUCUGCGUCAGACUUUAAAAACCCUGCAGCCCGUGGACGAGCUGAAGAAGGGUCCGUUCACGCUGCAGGUGGAGGUUGUGGAGUACCGGCAGGUGGAUGCGGGGGUGGAGGUGGACGUCCGCCUGUCGGCCGCUUCACGCUCCGGCUGCCUGGUCUGGGAGAGCGUCCUGACUCUGCUGUCCAAAGACAGACGCUUACAACCUCUCCAGGCAGGCCGGCGGAGCCAGCAGGACGACGGACGACCGGACGAGCCGGAGAAGGUGAAGCAGGUGGAGCUGAGAGUUCCUGGGACCAGCGGCCUGCAGUGUCUGUGCUCCUUCUCCGUCUUCUCCAGCCUUCCCAGACUCCCCGGCUCUCGGGCGGCGCCGCCUCUCUGGAUGUUGUCCGUCUGCUUGGCUGAAAUAGAAAAACACAGAGGGGUCGGAGUCCUCACCGCUCCUGUCAGCGUCAGAGUGCAGUACAGAAACCGCCUCACGGCGCCCGCCGAGGUCACGCUCAGGUUUUGGGAGACGAGCGGAGGAGAGGAGGGGUCCCGUCCUCCCAGAGGCUUUGGGUUCCUCAUGGAGCGCCACGGCGCGUCUCACCUGGUGGGUCUGAUUUCCAGAUCCUCACCGUCCGGGUGAUUGAACAGUCCGACGCUGAUGAACACCUGGAAUAAAAGACCGACAUGUUUCAGGUCUCAAUUAGGGGGCCUUCUGGAUCAAGCAGGAAUUGGGUUUUUCUAUAUUUACCCUUCAGAGCAGAAAAACAUUUUAUGAAAUAAUAUAUUUUUCUAAACGAUAUUUGCACUUACUUAAGAUGCUAUUUUAGGUCCGUUUUAAAGUCUUAAACUGAUCAAAAAUACAUUUAUUUAAUAAUCUAGAGCAUAAAAACCCUAAAAAGCGACAUUAAAGUGGCCAUAUCAUGAUUCUCCAGUGUCACAGAGCAAUCAGCUGUUUGGUCCCAGCAGUUUUAUCUUUAAUGAUUUCUGAUGGGGGUCAUCAUGCUGCAGGUUUCAGAGACCUCCAGGACACCAGCACUGUGUCACGUCGUCCGGUGAGCCCUGUGAGCCCAAUGCACACAUGUUCCCCCGCAGGGAGGGAAGCCUGUUCAAUAUUUGAUCCCGGCCAUAUUCCCGCUUGCAGCUUUCAUGUAUGUGAAGGUCUGUCCUCCUGGAUUAUUUAUCACAACACAUCCGCUGCAAGAGAAGCACAUUUUCUUUUUCUUCCUCGUUGUUUAAGAAAUCAAUAAUGUGUUUUGUCAAGUUGUCUUCACACACACAUAGACACACACACACACACACACACACACGCACACACGCACACACACACACACGCACACGCACACACACACACACACACACACACACACACACACACACACACACACACACACACACACACACACACACACACACACAGAGUGUGUGUUUGUAAGCUUUCAGUCUGAGUCCUGUUGGCUUAUCUGAUUUACUUCCUGUGUUUGGAAAUGACUAGUUUUGAUUGGUUAAUUCUUGAUCCGGCAGCCAUCAUCA